GCGGCCACUUUUUGAGUUGCGCCGAAAAUUUGAAAAGAGCAGAAGGACCUCUACUGAGCGAGGGGUUCCAUUGCAGAUCAUUUUGGCAGGCUUGGGGAACCGGCUAGCGAAAGAGUGGAAGGUAUCUCUCGGGAGGUAGGAUUGUAAUGAGACUGAAGCUGUUUGAAUGUCAAGCUAAAGUAUUUAACUUUUAUUCGGUCUGUGGGGAGCCACUCAAUGUUUGAGCUGCAGAGUGUGACAUUAUGAUAUUAACGCCAACACUGAGGCUUAGCGUCUGGCAGACUGUUCUAAUUGGUUUGCAACUCAGUGAUUCCUGGCAAGGACUCGUUGAGGCAGGUAGUAGGAGCCUCGUUUUACAGGUGAGGAAAACUGAGGCGCCUUCAGAUUAAGUAAUUUUCCCCUUAGAUGACUCAGCUAGAAUGGGGGGGGUCCAGAAGGCUAACCAGAACAGUGCAUGCUAUGUAGUUUCUUCGAAAAAUGAAUUUGUUAAAAGAGGAACCAUAGUUUACCUGCUUCUCAUUUUUCCAGGUCGUUUGUGGCAGAAGAAAUAGGAAGGAAUGAACAAAUAAGAAAAAUUGGACAGAAUUUAGGUUGGAUAAUCUGGGACCAGAUGCAUUUGAGAUUCUACUAGAAGUCACUUCAUACUGAUGAAGAGCUGGAUAGUAGCAGUUUAGCAUGUGUUGGGGAGGUGCAGUAGAGGUUAGCGACAUCAAGCUGGGUGGCAGGCAGAUCCAAAGGAUAUCAUGAAGUUUCCAGGGCUUUUGGAAAAUCAGAGAUUGUCUUUCCUAUUGGAAAAGGCAAUCUCUAGGGAAGCCCAGAUGUGGAAGGUGAAUGUGCCGAAAACACCUACAAAUCAGACUGUUUCUCCAUCCCAGAGAGAUGAAGUGAUUCAGUGGCUGGCCAAACUCAAGUACCAAUUCAACCUUUACCCAGAAACAUUUGCUCUGGCCAGCAGUCUUUUGGACAGGUUUUUAGCAACUGUAAAGGCCCACCCAAAAUACUUGAGUUGUAUUGCAAUCAGCUGUUUUUUCUUAGCUGCCAAGACUGUUGAGGAGGAUGAGAGAAUUCCAGUACUGAAGGUGUUGGCAAGAGACAGUUUCUGUGGAUGUUCUUCAUCUGAAAUUCUGAGGAUGGAGAGAAUUAUCCUGGAUAAAUUGAAUUGGGAUCUUCAUACAGCCACACCAUUGGAUUUUCUCCACAUUUUCCAUGCCAUUGCAGUUUCAACUAGACCUCAGUUACUUUUUAGUUUGCCCAAACUGAGCCCAUCUCAGCAUUUGGCAGUCCUUACCAAGCAACUCCUUCACUGUAUGGCCUGUAACCAACUUCUGCAGUUCAAAGGAUCCAUGCUCGCUCUGGCCAUGGUUAGUUUGGAAAUGGAGAAACUUAUUCCUGAUUGGCUUCCUCUUACAAUUGAAUUGCUUCAGAAAGCACAGAUGGAAAGCUCCCAGUUGAUCCACUGUCGGGAGCUUGUGGCACAUCAUCUUUCUACUCUGCAGUCUUCCCUGCCUCUAAAUUCCGUUUAUGUCUACCGUCCCCUCAAGCACACCCUGGUGACCUGUGACAAAGGAGUGUUCAGAUUACAUCACUCCUCUGUCUCAGGCCCAGAUUUCUCCAAGGACAACAGCAAGCCAGAAGUGCCAGUCAGAGGUACAGCAGCCUUCUACCAUCAUCUCCCAGCUACCAGUGGGUACAAGCAUACCUCUGCUAAACGUAAAGUAGAGGAAAUGGAAGUGGAUGACUUCUAUGAUGGAAUCAAACGGCUCUAUAAUGAAGAUAAUGCUUCAGAAAGUGUGGGAUCUGUGUGUGGCACUGAUUUAUCAAGGCAAGAGGGACAUGCUUCCCCUUGUCCACCUUUGCAGCCUGUUUCUGUCAUGUAGCUUUAAGUGUUAGCUUCACGUACAAAGGUAGACUACUCUGGAAAUGGGAAUGUGGAGGACCAGCAAAGGCUGUAUAAUAGGUAUAUAUACCCUAUCAGGCCAAUGUGAAGUGAGCCAGAAAAAAAAAACAAAAACAUUUAUUUGUGUGACUAAUUAUAAUUCAACAUUAUUUAAACACUUAAAAGACCAAAAAGAGUGUAAAAUUUAAAAGAUCUAAAAAUUGUUUAAGAAGUAAAUUUCUUCGUAGUAUUUGUCAGUUCCACCCUUUUCUCUGCUAAAACAUAAUGUAGAUUGCCCGUGUCAAAAAUUCAAUGUUUUUUAAAAAGUUUCCAAAAUUCAUAGCUAGCAAACCCUGUUCCUCAGCAUCCUGAUUUUAUUUUCCUCUUGCUUUUGCUUGCUUCAUUGAAAACUUAAUGAAUUUUUAUGCAUGUUGAUCUAUAAUAUAUAUAAUAGCCUGACUUCCACUGAUUAGGAAACCCUCAAAAUUUUUUAGCAAUUUAGUGAGCAAAUUAUUUCAGUGUGACAUCCAUGAUUCAAAUUCAAAUUUACCUUGAAAAGGUAUUUUGAAAUUGCCCCAUAUAAAUCAGAGGUGGUAAAUAGAAAAAGAACUCACUACCACGUUGAUUUUUAUGUCUUGUCUCAUUUCAGUUUCUAGAGUUUGGGAAUAAAAUUGUGUUUUUGUUUAUCUUAAAGCUUAAAAGUGGCAUGUAAUUAGGACACUCUUAGAUUUGUUGAAAGCAUUUUAUGACAUUUGUAUAAAAGAAUUUGUGAUAAAGUUAAUAUAUCCAGGUGCUCACCAAAGAAAUAAGUAACAACUAAAAUUAGUUUCUGUUUUAUAUUUGGUGACUGGUCAGUUUUCACUCAUUCAUAAUCAUUAGGAGAAACUGUCCAGAAGGUGGGGCAGCUCCAUGAUUUGGAUCUAUAACAUGUAAUAACUGAAUUCAGUACCCUAGUUUUAUGUUAAGCUAUUAGAAUUUCCUUGGUAAAAAUUACUUCCCCUGCCUCCCCAGCCUACCUGUAUUUCUCUCAAUGACUUCUGGACCCUGAGCUCCCUGUACAGUCUGAGGAAGGCAUUGCAGUCAGAACCAUGUACUGAUGAUAAAAAAGCCUCUGGUAGCAAUAAAAAGUUGUCCUUGAUAAUUUGUCUAAUUUUUCUGCUUGUUAAGAUGUUCAAGUUCCUCAUUGCUUAGGUGCCAUUUCACUACAGAAACAAUAAAAAUACCAAGAAUAUGCUUACAGAAAAGGAACAUGAAGAU
Molecule: messenger RNA, 3133 nt
Organism: Talpa occidentalis (Iberian mole)
Lineage: Eukaryota; Metazoa; Chordata; Mammalia; Eulipotyphla; Talpidae
Gene: CCNI
Product: cyclin I
Exons: 7
Coding region: 744-1877 (377 amino acids)
Biological process (GO): regulation of cyclin-dependent protein serine/threonine kinase activity; mitotic cell cycle phase transition
Cellular component (GO): cytoplasm; nucleus; cyclin-dependent protein kinase holoenzyme complex
Molecular function (GO): cyclin-dependent protein serine/threonine kinase regulator activity
Source: RefSeq, a predicted model, not a curated record